UCAUUCUCAAGACUUGGCCCUUCCUCAACUGGAGAACUCUGAGCAGAAGAGAAUGAACUCUGAGCUGCUGACUGCCGGAUCCCAGGAAUCAUUGACAUUCAAGGAUGUGGCUGUGGACUUUACCCGGGAAGAAUGGGGGCAAUUGGAUCCUAGUCAGAAAUAUCUGUAUAAGGAUGUAAUGCUGGAGAACUAUAGAAAUCUGGUCUCAGUAGGAUAUCAAGUUUAUAAACCAGAUUUGAUAUCCCAGUUGGAGCAAGGAGAAGAACCUUGGAUUGUAGAAAGAGAAAUCCUAAGAAGUGCCAUCCCAGACUGGGAAAUCACACCUGAAACCAGGAAGUUAACUCCAAAGGAGAACAUUUCUGAGGAGGAAUCAUCCCAGAAGGUAGAAGUGGACAGACUCACAAGGGAUAGUAUAUGUUAUUCUAAGUCAUAUGAAACCUGGAGAUUUGAAGACCAGUUUGGCAUCCCACAAGAAGUAUAUGAGAAAUAUCUAAAACAAAGGAGAGUUGCCCCAAAUAAAAUAUUACCUGGGAAGAAAAACCCUGAAUGUAAUCAAUUCCAUCUGGACUCAAUCCCUGUUAUGGAACAAAGUGUUCCCACUGGAGAGCGAUACCAUAAAUAUGAUAUAUGUGGGAAAACUUUUAAGUGUAAUUCAUACUUAAUAAGUGAUAAGAAAGUCUGUAUACCAAAGAAGUCUUAUGAAUGUACUGAAUGUAGGAAAAUUUUCAGUAAGAGUGCAUUCCUUAAAAAACAUUAUAGGGUCCAUACUGGUGAGAAACCCUUUGAAUGCAAUGUCUGUGAAAAAGCUUUCAGGAAUACUACACUCCUUAUACAACACCAGAGAAUCCAUACUGGAGAGAAACCUUAUAAAUGUAAUGAAUGUGGAAAAGCUUUCAACCAGAAGACAGGUCUUAAUCGACAUAAAAGAAUUCAUACUGGGGAAAGACCUUAUGAAUGCAAAGAAUGUGGGAAAGCUUUUAGAUGGAGUACACAGCUAAUUCAACAUCAGAGAAUUCAUACUGGUGAGAAACCCUAUAAAUGUAGUGAAUGUGAGAAAACUUUUAGUCAAAAGGCAGAAUGUACUCAACAUGGGAGAAUUCAUACUGGAGAGAAACCCUAUAAAUGUAGUGAAUGUGGGAAAGCCUUCAGAUACAGUACAAACCUAACUCAACAUCAGAGAAUUCAUACUGGAGAAAAACCUUAUGAAUGUAGUGAAUGCAGAAAAGCUUUUUCUGAUAGGUCAUCCUUUAACAAACAUGAAAGGAUUCAUACUGGUGAGAAGCCCUAUAAAUGUAGUAAGUGUGGGAAAGGCUUCAUUCGACGUGCAGACCUUACUCUACAUUACAGAACUCAUACUGGUGAGAAACCUUAUGAAUGUAAUGAAUGUGGAAAAGCCUUCAGCUUGCGUGUACAUCUUACUCGACAUCAGAGAACCCAUACAAGAGAGAAACCUUAAAUAUGUAAUAAGUAUGGGAAUGUCUUCAGGCACAGUUCAGCCCUGGUCAGAUAUCAGAGACUUCAUAGUGAAGUAUGAUCCUAGGAAUUUAGUAAAUGAAAAAAAGUUUCAUUUGGAAUUAUCCCAUAUUCAAAUAGCCUGUGGUCAUAAUAGUAUCAGCUAUGAUUUUAUUCAGUGUACUUGAAUGAGAAAUAUGCUGCUUCUUCCCCAUCCCUUACUCCACUGUAUAGCUUUAUAUUCCCUACUUUUUACAAGGGUUUCUACAUCAGUUCAUCCAGUAGCAGUUCUUUUUAUGAUCAACUUGCUUAAUGAUUCAUUUAACACUAAUUUGUCUAAUAAGCAUUUUUACAUUGCUGAGUGGUUUUUUCAUUAACUAAAUUUGUAGUCUGGGGCUUCUGCCAAAUAUUUUUGCAUCAUUUCUUGGUGAUAAAACAUCAUAAAUAAUAUGUGAGUUUUACUAGGGCUAGGGAAAUUGAUGAUUAGACUGUUGACUUUAAGUGAAUUGAAUUUCUUUCCUUAAUACCAGAAUUACAUAGGUUGGAAUAAGGAGUGGACUUCUUUCCAGGCUUUCUUUAAGCAUAUAGAACCCAAUUUAUUUUAAAAUUGUCUUUAGACAGGUCCAAUGCAUGAAGCAGGCUAUUGAAGGAAAACCUUCAGUUACUACUCAAACUUUAUACAACAUCACAGAAUACAUGUUGAAAGGAAAAAAACUCUACAAAUAUGGGAACCCUAUAAAUAUAGGAAGGCCUUCACCUGGAGAACACCCUUUACUCAACAUCAGAGAGACCGCAUAAAUGUAAUGAAUGUGGCAAAGAUCUCAGGACCUACUCAUACUUUCUUCAGUAUCAGAGUUUUAUACUGAGGAGAAAUCAUGUGAAUACAAUGAAUGUUGCAAAGCUUUCCAUGAUAGCUCAUCCUUUGCUAAACAUCUGAGAAUUCAUACUAUUAAAAAACCCUAUAAGUGUAAUGAACAUAGCAAGACAUUUACCUAAAGUAUAUAUCUUAGUUUUAACAUCAGACAGUUGACACUAGAAAUCAUAAAUCUGACAACUGUACCACAGCAUUUAGUUAUAUCUUGUUUCUCAAUAAGUAUCAGACAAAAUACACUAUGGAGAAAUCCUAUGACUGAGUGUAACAACCUUAAGUGACAUCCCUUUUCAAAUAUCAGAAAAUCAUCCUGGAAAUCUUUUGAAUGUAAUGAAUAUGGGAAAUCCCUUAAUAUUUAAACAUGAGUAAGCGUCAGAGAAUUUAUAUUGUGGAAAAAAGAAACCUAUGAAUGUAAUGCAUGUAACAAAGCCUUUACCAUCCACUCAUGCACUCAUUCUUCAACCUCUAAAAGAGAUACCAUGUAAAGAUAGUUAAUGUAGGAAAAGCCUUCUAUAACAGCUCAUUCCUUAUUACACAGAACAUUAAUAAUGGAGAAAAACUGCAACAGUGUAAUAACUAUGGGAAGGCCUUUAGACAGAGAACACAUCAUAAUCAACAUUAGAGAAUCUACACUGAAAGAAUUCUCAUAAAUGUAAUGUGCGUGGCAAAUCUUUCAAUAACAGCUCAGCCCUUGUUACCAGAAAAUCCACACUGGAAAGGAGUCUUAUGAAUGUAAUUAAUGUGGCAAAGCCAUCAAUAAGAGCUCAUUUCUUAUUUAACAUUACAUUGAAAAAUGUAAUGAAUAUGGAAAUGCCUUCAAAUAGAAGAUCUCAUUGAACAUCAAAAAAUUCGUUUGGGAGGGGAACCCUAGAAAUGCAGUUGAAAAUGAGAAGGCUUUCAGAAGGAAUGUGUGCCUUUAGUGACAGAUCAUUCCUCCUUUAGCAUCAUAGAAUACAUACUGGAGAAAAAUCUUAUAAAUGCAAACAAUGUGGGAAAGCCUUCAGUACCCAUCUAUAUUUUCUUGGCCACCAGAAAAUUCAUAUUUUAAACACUAUGAAUGUUAAGUAUGUGGGAAGGCUAACAAUAGCACACACAUUAUUAUACAGAAGAAAAUUCAUACUGGAUAGAAACCUGUAUAUGUAAUAUGUUUACAUAAGAACAAAUUAAUCUCUUAUUCAAUGUCUAGAAAAUACUAGAGAGAAACUACAAGAAUGUAUUGAAUGUGGGAAAGUUUUGAGUAACAGAUCCUCUCUUAUUCGACAUUAGAGAAUUCAUGCUGUAGAAAAGCCUUAUGAAUAUUAUGCAUUCUCCAUAAUCAGAGGGUCCAAACAGGAGUGAAACUAUAUGAAUAUGACAAAACCUAUUAAUGAAUCCACACUGGGGAAAAAACCCUAUAAAAAUAGCAAAUGUGGUAGAGUCUUCAAUGACACUUUCUCAAACAUUAAACAUUGGAGAACUCACAGGAGAGAAACCCAAAGUGUCAGCUCUCUAAAUCAUG
Trichosurus vulpecula (common brushtail) is the source of this 3821-nucleotide messenger RNA. RefSeq names its product zinc finger protein 501-like. Lineage: Eukaryota; Metazoa; Chordata; Mammalia; Diprotodontia; Phalangeridae. The record is from RefSeq and is a predicted model, not a curated record. Gene Ontology annotation, biological process: regulation of transcription by RNA polymerase II. The coding region runs from base 53 to 1456 and encodes 467 amino acids. Gene Ontology annotation, molecular function: DNA-binding transcription factor activity, RNA polymerase II-specific; RNA polymerase II cis-regulatory region sequence-specific DNA binding. The transcript has 4 exons.